This is a messenger RNA of Dicentrarchus labrax (European seabass), 1651 nucleotides long. RefSeq names its product transcription factor HES-5-like. The coding region runs from base 21 to 566 and encodes 181 amino acids. The transcript is spliced from 3 exons. NCBI's taxonomy places the organism in Eukaryota, Metazoa, Chordata, Actinopteri, Moronidae. The record is from RefSeq and is a predicted model, not a curated record. Gene Ontology annotation, cellular component: nucleus. Gene Ontology annotation, molecular function: protein dimerization activity; RNA polymerase II cis-regulatory region sequence-specific DNA binding; DNA-binding transcription factor activity, RNA polymerase II-specific. Gene Ontology annotation, biological process: anterior/posterior pattern specification; regulation of neurogenesis; regulation of transcription by RNA polymerase II.
UGGGACUAUAAAUAGGAGGGAUGAAGCCAGCAGAGAUCAGAUUCUCUCUACAGAGACCUCUACAGCACAGAGAUCCAGCCAUGGCACCUACAUUCACUGCAGCAAUGACCAAUUCUCAGGAGCAUCUGACUCUGACCCACAAGCUCAGAAAGCCUCAGGUGGAAAAGUUACGCAGAGAGCGAAUCAACAGCAGCAUUGAGCAGAUCAAGUCUCUCCUGGGUCCAGAGUUCCUCAAACAGCAGCCAGACUCCAAGCUGGAGAAAGCAGACAUCCUGGAGAUGACAGUUUGUGUCCUGAGACGACUGCAGCAGCAGCAUCAAGCUGUGGACUCAGCAGCUGUUGAUCAGGGCUACUCCAGGUGUGUCCAAGAGGUGACACACUUCCUGUCCAAGGAACAGGUGAAGACACAGCCCCAGAGAAGACUGCUGAACCACUUCAACAAGCUGCAGCCUUCGUCUGAUAAGAACCUGAGAGAGGCUGACUUCUCUCUGCUGAGCUCCACAGUCCAGACCAGCAUCACCAAAGACAAGAGUCCAGUCCACAGCGCCCUCUGGAGGCCGUGGUAGACACCUACAUUCUGGAGUUACUACCAGACAAACUCAGAUGACCACAUUGGUCAAAGAUUACUGGACUGAAUUCUUUGAAAUCGUAUGAACUUGUUCUUCUGUGUGUACAGAAGGUUGUAUUUUGUGUUUUUCUUGGUGCAAGAUGAUAUUUCCUAAGGAAAUGACAGCAACAACAUCUUUCAUGUUAAGAAAGAGAACAUCUUGUCAUGCAUGUUGCAUGAACAUAUCUGAUUGCAUCAGCAAUUAUUAUUAUACCUCACUGUACUUCAUGUAUUGGUAGUAUAUUCUAUGGUAACAUCUGUUAUCUUUUGAUUGUUAUUGAUCAUACUGAUCAGAAACUUGAACUGUCCUUUUUAUGGACAUAUUGUCAUAAUAGACUUUAACUCACAUUAAUGUGUGAUAAUUUAAAACUGAUCUGUUAUAAGAUCCAAAUGUUUAUCCUUUUUUUCUAAAAGGUUUAAUUAAUGUCACAAUUUCUCUGUGACACUUUUAUAAUUCACUGCAUGUUCCAUAUUACUAAAACAUAUUGAAUUGGUAAUAUUUGUUACCUCUUGAUUAGUAAUGAUGAUUUUGAUAAUCAUCAAAAAUCUGAAUUGUCCUUUUUAUGGACAUUUUGUCUUAAUGGACUUUCUCUUACUUUAUGUGAUUAUUGAACAAUGAUCUGUUUUAAGAUCAAUAUGUUUAUCCUUUUAGUGUUAAAGGUUUGUUUGAUGUUACACUGUCACAGUUUUCCAGUGACAAUGUAAUAUUUACAUUUUGAGAAUCAAUUGAAUUUAAUGGUUAUAAGAAUGAUGUGAUCUGUUUCAAGAUCAGUUUUUACUAUGUUUUCAUUUUGUUUGCAAAGUGAAAAUGUUUUGAUCCAUUUGUGAAGAAACUCUCAAAGGACAGUGAGUACUGUGUCCUCAAAUAUUGUAAAUCGUUUGUCUUUUAUAAAGACAGCUGUUCCUUUACUCUCUCUGAGUACAGUGUGUCUUGUAGAAAUCUACAAGUUGUUGUUGUGAUGUAUCAUCACCUCUAGUUGGAGCUUUCUUACUUCAUGUGGCUCAUUGUGCCUUGUUGAAUAAACAAACACUGCCAGCUAAAAA